This is a messenger RNA of Perkinsus marinus ATCC 50983, 783 nucleotides long. RefSeq lists its product as hypothetical. The annotation marks the transcript as partial. The record is from RefSeq and is a predicted model, not a curated record. The transcript is spliced from 3 exons. NCBI's taxonomy places the organism in Eukaryota, Perkinsozoa, Perkinsida, Perkinsidae.
GACUUGGCGGACAAGCAGCAGGCCGAGAUCAUCAGCAACAGCAUCAGCAACAGCAUCAGAGCCAUCGAAAGAGGGUGAGCUCUAUGAUGUUGCUGAGCAUACCGCCGAUACCACACCACACCCAUCAUUACAGCCUUCUCCACAACUUGAUGUCGAUAGUCAUGAUAGGGAUACGAACAACAGCAGCAGUGAUAGUUGCAGCAUCUCCUCGAUGGGUAUAGAACCAUUCGAACUCGGGAUCGCCGAUGACACGAGAAAGCCUAUGGACGUCCAUCACGGCUGCUCAACCAUAGUGCUGUUGCCGGAUGCUUACUCUAGUGUUAUCAUGGAUUGUGAUAAUAUCAACGAUAAUGGUGAGUGUGGUGGUGAUGGAGGAUCGCCUGAUAUUGAUACUGUGGAGGAGGGACAAGACAGGGGACGAGGGGUUGUUGGGGAUGACAUGAUAAAAAAUGAUGAUGAGGAUGGUGGAGUGUUAUGGAGUUUGAAGCACAACCUCAUGAAUAAAGGAUUAUCAUGGUCUGAUCGUUUGCUCCAUACAACCGAAGCGGCAUUGGAUGUAACAGAGAGGGCAGUGGGGUUCAUCUUGUCCGAUGAUAAACCUAGUGCUAUUGCAACGUCAAGCACUGUAGAGGUGGAAGAGGGAAACGAUGAAGUAUCAGGGAAGCAGACUCUACCAGGAAGAGAAGGAGAAGUUGUAGAGAAGGAAGAAGAGGAGUAUUCGCUAUCAGAACCGGCACUAAGUGUCGAGGAGCUUACUUCCAGUGACGAGGAUGGUCGGCCUAG